Molecule: messenger RNA, 1491 nt
Organism: Penicillium soppii
Lineage: Eukaryota; Fungi; Ascomycota; Eurotiomycetes; Eurotiales; Aspergillaceae
Product: BAR and SH3 domain-containing protein
Exons: 4
Coding region: 1-1491 (496 amino acids)
Biological process (GO): plasma membrane tubulation; actin cortical patch localization; endocytosis
Cellular component (GO): Rvs161p-Rvs167p complex; mating projection tip; medial cortex
Molecular function (GO): lipid binding; protein binding
Source: RefSeq, a predicted model, not a curated record
AUGCAAAACAUGUCGAGGCGGUUUGGUCGCAUGACGACGAAGUCAUCGGCAGAUGACAGCCAGAUCGCUGUGCUUUUAAAAGACUUCGACGACGCUGAUAUGCUCCUAGGGAAGAUUACGGAGUCGACCCAAGCCUGGCGUGAUGCCUGGAUCUCUAUUGCAACCUACCAGAGUCGUAUGAUCGAUGAGUUUGACGGCCUUUACGGUCCUAUCAUCGGCUCCUCAGAAACUCCAUCCAAUCACAAAGCCGUGGAAACAGACUCGGUCAGAUUAGGUCGAACAAAUCGACUGCGCAAAGAAUACGAUGAACUCCGCACCGAUUUAAUGGAGGAGCUUGGUGCUGUGGAUAUCCGCAUGGCCCAGCCAGCUGCGAAAGCCAAGGAAUCCCUAUUGCCGAUGAAGAAGACUAUCAAAAAGCGCAAUGACAAGAAGGUGAAUAACACAAUCCAUGAUUGUAGAAGAAAUUUUGAUGCUUAUGUUGCACCCCAGACCGACUUUGAGGUCUCCCAAAGCCGGGUUGAUAGUCUCAUGAAAAAGCCCAAACGCUCCGAUCGCGAGAAUGCAAGCCUGGCCAAAGCAGAGGCAGAGCUUGCGAUUACAAAAGAGGCGUAUCAAGCUGCCGACGCUGAUCUACGACAGCGACUCCCAACACUAGUUGCGCUCAUCUUCUCUCUCACGCCAUACAUUCUUGAGGCGCAGGUUGACAUUCAAAACCGCAUGCUUGCGCACUAUUACACAGUUCUUCACACCUACUGUGAGGAAGAAGGAUUCCCAUCGCCCCCACCAGACAUGGACCAAAUAGUGCAAGACUUCGAAUUCGCCUUCAACCCCGUGCGAGGAGAAAUCGAAAACUUCGGCUGUUUAACACAAGGAAAAGCCAUGCGAAAACAAAAAACGCCCCUCAAUCGGAGGCCGCACAGCCAGCAAUAUUUCAUCAACCUCACUCUCCUCUUUCCGCAGAGGUUCUCAAACACCAGCAUCGUCAAGCCAAACGCCAAUUUCAUGCGUCCCAGAAUACCCACCUUCACCCCCCUAUCAACAACGUUGAGCCGCAAAAGCAGUGCAAUCCCCGUUGGCAACACGGCUGUUUCCCCGCCCGCGUCCACAGGUGGAGACUAUUUCAGCCCCCCACAACCAAUCAUGCCAGCCCUACAGCCAACCCCACAGCCAACCCCACCAGGCGUGAUGUCGUUCUCUCCCGCUGGCCCAAAAAUCGAUCAUUUCCAGUCCACCGUCUCGAGAGGAACUACGCCCCUUGACCCCAUCGUUGCCGCUAUAGGCAAGAAGAAGCCCCCGCCACCACCCCCGACAGCGUCCCGUCCUGUCUUCGUCACGGCCUUGUAUGACUUUGACGGCCAGGGGACUGGGGAUUUGGUCUUCCGCGAGGGAGAUCGCAUACGCGUUGUUCGCAAAACCAAUAGCACGGAUGACUGGUGGGAGGGUGAGUUAAGGGGCCAGAAGGGUCCUUUCCCUGCGAACUAUGUGGAGUAA